This is a messenger RNA of Sebastes umbrosus (honeycomb rockfish), 3589 nucleotides long. RefSeq names its product ras-related protein Rab-39B-like. The transcript is spliced from 4 exons. Gene Ontology annotation, biological process: Rab protein signal transduction. The coding region runs from base 378 to 1019 and encodes 213 amino acids. Gene Ontology annotation, molecular function: GTP binding; GTPase activity. Lineage: Eukaryota; Metazoa; Chordata; Actinopteri; Perciformes; Sebastidae. The record is from RefSeq and is a predicted model, not a curated record. Gene Ontology annotation, cellular component: Golgi membrane.
UGCGCCGCUCUGCGUACAGUUACGGUACUGGUGCUGAUGAGAGCGAGGAGGAGGAUGUGUGAUGCUGCUGCUGCUGCUGUUGUGUCCUGCUGCCAUUUCAUCCGCGGAUCCUCACCGAAAAUAAUCAACCUCUAAAUGAAGCUCAGAGGGAUCAUCUCCCGGUGUGAAACACCCUCAACAGGCGGCUUUCAUCUCUGAAAAGCGGUUGCACAUGUUGAUGGAGGACAAGAGGCCUGGUCAAUAGGAUGCGUGGGUUAUUUCUGUAACACAACCACUGCUACUCUGGAGGAUCAUUUUUAGAAGACCUAAUCAUCAAUAUGGGGUUUGCUUUUUACAGAUACUGAGCUCUUAUCUUCGAGAUUUUAUUUUGGUCAGAUAUGGAGACGAUAUGGCUUUAUCAGUUUCGUCUGAUCGUCAUCGGAGACUCCACGGUCGGCAAGUCGUGUCUGAUCCGGAGGUUCACGGAGGGCCGCUUCGCCCAGGUGUCUGACCCGACGGUGGGAGUGGACUUCUUCUCCCGCCUGGUGGAGAUCGAGCCGGGCAAAAGAAUCAAACUACAGAUCUGGGACACCGCGGGACAGGAGAGGUUCAGGUCCAUCACCAGAGCUUACUACCGUAACUCAGUGGGCGGGCUCUUGCUCUUCGACAUCACAAACCGCCGCUCCUUCCAGAACGUCCACAACUGGCUGGAGGAGGCCCAGAGCCACGUCCAGCCGCACAACAUCGUCUUCCUGCUGGUCGGCCACAAGUGCGACCUGGAGGCCCAGCGUCAGGUGACCCAGCAGGAGGCGGAGAAGCUUGCGGGGGCCUUCGGGAUGCGCUACGUGGAGACGUCGGCGCGAGAAUCCAUCAACGUGGAGAAGGCGUUUGUGGAUCUGACGAGGGAAAUCUUUGAGCUGGUACGGAGCGGGGACAUCAAGAUCCAGGACGGCUGGGAGGGCGUCAAGAGCGGAUUGGUCCCCAGCACUGUCCAUUCCUCCGAGGAGGUCACCAAGGGCAGCCGGCAAUGCUUCUGUUGAUUUACCUGGCUGCAGCAUGUUGGGGGUGACAGGUAGUAGUAGUACUUCAGUGGACUCCCAUCUGUAGGAGAUUUCUCUCUCUCGCUCCUUGACUGCACAGUUUUUCGGGGACUUGUAAUAUUUUCCCCGCUCACACUUUCCUUCUAUAUAUAUAUAUAAGACUUUGUUUUAUCUUUCGGGUGCCUGUUUAUGGCUCUUCAUUGAUGUUCCUAACAGGCGUAGAAGCACAAGAAGCAUCCUAACUCUCUCCCUGUUCUGUGUGCAUGUGUGUGUGUGACUGUAAUAAUCUCAACACCUUCAGCUUUACUGCACUUUUGGCCUUUCCUGAUGUGUACAGUUAUACUCCAGUGAGCCAGUUGUUGGCGCACAUCUCUUAAAGACUGAUACUGUCAGUGUGUUUAUAUCUCUCUCAUGUUAAUUUAAAUCUGAAUCAGUGAUGCCGAGACUGAGCCAUGCCUCUUCCAUUUCAUGCAUAAUAUAUUGUAACCGUGUACGGACUGUAUAAUCGGUGAGUGACAAGACAGAAAGGGAUCCUCACUGAUUGUACUGCACUACAAAUCCAAGUGGCUUAAUACAUAAAAGAGAGCGGAGGAUAUUGAAAGUGAACUCAAAUUGAACCAAAGUUUGAGACUCAGCCGGACUCUUUGUCAUGUUUGUUUGUCUGACUGCGACCUGCUAAUGACGGCUGGAGAAACUGUGAAAAUGUCCAAUGGUACAUUUGAUGUUUGCUGAAAGGAAAAAGCUACUGUAGCUGCUCACUGAUAGCCAUUAUGACUUGACCAUAGCAAGGAUUUUUAUCAACAUGGUAAGUACCCAAGUUCAUGUUUACUACUCUGUGUUUGUUUACUGGUGAGAACGGUUGAGACAUAACCUUAAAGGUACAGUGUGUAGCUUUUAGGGGGAUCUAUUGGCAGUUUUCUUUAGUGUAUAAUGCAAUUUGCGGCCCUUUAACAACCUCAAUCCGGCCCUUUGAUCAUUUAUGAAUAUUAAAAAAAUGUUUUAAAAAAAUAAAUAGUAAUAAUUUCUUCCAAUAAGCGAGUUUAUUACCGUCGGUCAACGUUACCUCUCACAUUAUUGACUGUUAAAAUCAAUAUCAUUGUGUUUUUAUUUAAAUGACCUGCUAAUAUUCUCAGUUUAUGGGUGUUUUAUUAUUAAAACCCAUAUUUUAACCCAGGCUGUUUAAGCAGAGGGAGUUUAGGAGACUUAAAUUGAAUUUCAAAAAGAUGUUAAAUGCAACAUUGUGUUUAUUAAAACAACAACCUACUAAGAUUAAAAAGGUGUAAUGUUUUCACAUUUAAAUUCCUAGCUUUGCAGAUCAGACAUUUCAAAUCUGUCCCUUCUAAAAAAAGAAAAAGUAAUUGAAUAGGCCUGGCGUAUAAUCACCUGAAAAUAAGAAUUGUUGUGUUUCCGUUACCUUAAAAUGAGCCGUUUAUAUCUACAUAUAUCUCUUCACGGAGCCGGCCGCCAUGUUUUUGCUACAGUAGCCCAGAACGGACAAACCAAACACCAGCUCUAGACAGGCCACGGUCGGCCACCGUAGUACUCCUAUAUACGCCCUCGGCACAUGGGAGGCGUUUCAGUUGGUUGCAAUCUGCAACCUCACCACUAGAUGCCGACAAAUCUUACACACUGCACCUUUAAAGCCUUUUGUACGGAACCCCGAGGUGUUCAAUGUGAAAUAAAUUAACAAAUUCAUGUGGAUAAAUUAUGUAAAAUAUAUAAAUGAACCAACAAUUUGUGAAAUAACUGCAAGAAAUUAUUAAAACUGAACUCGUUAUUACGACAUGUUUAUUUCCUCAUUCUUAUUAGAGUUUUAUUGGAGUUCAUUUUUUGAAAUUAUAAAAUAAAAUGUGACAUUAAAAACCAAAAUAUUCUUAAAUAAAAAUAUACUUUUAAAAAUGAAAUGAAAUACAAAUAAACACCAAUAAAACAUUUUCAGAAAUUAUUCCAAAAAUUAUUCAUUUAUACAUUUUUACAAUUUAUUCAUGUAAUUCUUUAUGUCAUAAUCACUUGUUAUAUUGAACACUUUGGGUCUCCACACUCCACACUGAUUUUAUGACUUUGUUUGAAUAUUAAACCAACAUUAAAUAUGACAUGACACCUUUAGGUCAUAAAUAUCCUUUCACACUUAUGCCUACAAUCUGUUUAUAGAUUCAAUUAUAUCCAUAUUUAAUCAAUGCAUGCCUCCAUUUAAACUCAAAUUUUCCAAAGAAAGAAAAUAUCUUUUAUUUUUGAUAUAGUGUAAAUAAAUAGCCAUUUCAUUCAGUACCUGGAAUCUCAUCAGAACGAGCAGAAUGAAUGAAGAUGAAACACUGAAACAACAAAUUAGGAUUAUUUGAACCCCACUAUAAUUGCUCAGACUUCAGGUCAGAUUUGUGGCAUUAAUAUUCACUUAUUCUAACAGUUUAGAAAUAACCAUGCGUGAGUUAGUUUAUUUUAACCGUACAGUGGAAGUGUCUCUUUCGAGUGCCUUUUGGAGGAAAAUAAGCCUAAUUAGCACACGCAGUCAACUUCCUGCUCAUAGAUAAAACUGUGUUUAUCCUGUGAAUAUUAAACGGUAUCACAUUACA